GUGUGUGUAUGAUCAUUUGAGCCCCAUGGUUAUUUGAGAAUAAUGUAUGAUAAAUUCCAAUGUUGCCCUUUUUUAACAGCAGUCUACUACAAGGCUGUCACAAAGACAGUUUGUCCCCAUUUAUUUUGCUCAAUAUAAAAAAAAAGGACAGAAAAAUCUAUGUUGACCCAGAGAGCCAUUAGUUGAAAACUUGGCAGACAGUUGAUCUGCAGAAGGACAAUGCAUAUUUCAGUUUUUUCACUUAAUUUUUAUAAGUUAGAAAGAUGUGAUGCUUUUCUUCUGCUUUAGAUGCUUUAAAAUAGUUGUAGUAUUUCAGGCCAUCUUGGACAACACUGCAUGUUUUCCAAUUAUUUUUCUAAGAAAAUAAAAUUAGAUCAUUAAGUGACAUCUGAUCAUGUAUUUUAAAGCGACUGUUUUAAUUGUGAAAUUUUCUAGGACACUUCUGCCUGUAUCUCUCAAGUGCAUGAGUACUGAGUGGGCUGGUCCGAAAUAAAUCUUUCAAAACCCCUAAAGCCAAGUGGCUCCCACUAUCUAUAAUGUAAUGGUUCUCCAUGUUUCCAAAUGCUAAAAUCCUAUCCCAUGUCAAAAGUUUUAAAUAUGAGCGUGACUCCACAAUUUGGAAAACUUACCAGCAGAUGAAACCUGCUCGACCUGCCGACUGCCUCCUCAUUAUGAAUUCUCUUCAUUUACAUUUUUAAACUAAUCAGUUUCUAUUCAGCUGAGAUCAAUUCUGCAUUGUGUUGGUUUUGAUAUUUGAACCUUCUAGUGCAAAUAAAAGCCUUUAAAUGAAUGAGUUGCCAGGCCCAGUAGAAUAAGCUAAAAUUUCAGAAUUUUAGCUUAUUCAGUGGAGGGGGGAAAAUCCCACAUUGAGAAAUAUUUGUUGAACCCACCACCUUGUGUCCAAUAGUGUACCAGUUCUUCUUCUAAUAGAUUUCACAAUUUUGGAAAAGUCUGGAAUGGAUUUCUGACAAUUACUAUUUGGACGAUCUAGAGAGAUUCUGCAGAUUCCUGCAUCUUUCCUCAUGUUGUCUUCUCAGGUUUUCUUAGAACAUGAAAGAGGUUUCAAUUUGAUUCUGAUUAACAGUUUGUGUUUUUGAUUUCACCAUUUGUUUUGGAUCAUUAUCCUGCCAAAAGACUCAGUUAUGACCAGUUUUCUGAUAGAGAUUAAUUUUAAAUCCCUCCCUUGCUGUGUGACCUUUUCUGCAUCUUUUCAGUCACACAGAAAAAUACUCCCUUUUAAGGUUUUGGACUUUCCCUGCAACUCUGUUGCAACUUCAUGGCCUUGAAAAGUGACUGUGCAGGAACAUUCCAUUAUUUACACAAUAAGUAAUGAUUAGAUCACAGGAUUUGACCCCUUAAAUGACAGUAAUUUGCAAGUGACCAUUACUGGAACAGUCUAGUUGAUCCUUAACUGGAAUACCGCACGAUGAAGUUCUGUGUUGCUGCUUUUCUCUUCCUGGCAUUCUUCUGCCGCAGUGGUUUUUCCUGUCCGGCUUUGUGCAAAUGCUACCCCACAAGUAUGGAGGUCGUUUGUAAUGAAGUUCCUCUGACAGAGUAUCCAUCAGCGGGUCUUCCAGAGAACACCACCAUGCUGACAAUUCAGCUGACAAACAUCACCUCCAUCUCAGAACACCACCUCAAAGCAACGCCGCUUCUGAAAGAGCUCCAUCUGUAUGGGAACCAGCUUCAGAGCCUCUCGUCUCAUUUACUCAGAGGCGUUCCUCAGCUACAUACGUUGGAUCUGACCGGAAACGAGCUGAGUGAUAUGCCUGUAGACGUCUUCGGCGAUGCUCCACUUCGAAACUUGGUUCUAAAGAACAAUCAGAUUAAGCGGGCAGAUCCAAAGUGGCUUCCUCAUAACAGCAGCCUGACCUGGUUGGACUUCUCUGAAAAUCAUCUAACAGAGAUCCCAGUUGGUUUGUUUCAGAGGCUCCCUCACCUAGAGAAUAUUGACUUGUCCAACAACCGCCUGGAAAAGAUGCCACCAAACUCCUUGGACCAUCUGACUAAACUUGAGAGGCUAAACCUGCAAAACAACACGCUUGAGACUUUGCAUGCAUCUGUUUUCCAGUUCACACCCAACCUCACUUCUCUGUUUCUCUCUCAAAACAAGCUCACCAAACUCCCACAGAACCUCCUCCAGGGACUCACCAGACUCACACAUCUCAGUCUGGAUGACAACCAGCUCAGUCGCAUCCCCAAAGGUUUCCUUGACUCGCUGAGCUCCCUUGAGGAAGGCGGACUGGACCUGUCUGGCAACCCAUUACUUUGUGACAGGGAAGUAGAGUACCUGUGGCGGUGGCUUCAGAGGAACAACAAGAAGGUUUUGUUGGCAGACAACAUCACUUGUGCUUUGCCUGAGUCUCUCACAGGGCGCUCAGUAAUUUCCCUUACAGAAAACGAUCUGAACAUCGGGUCUUGUUUCGCAGCAGAGAUGAAGCUGUUGCUCCUGGUCACUUUCAUUGCACUAGCUGAAUUUGACUUCAAAAGCAGAAGUGCUCACUCGUGUCCGGAUCGUUGCUCAUGCGCUUUUCAGCCUUCAGCUGCAGAGGUGGUGUGCAGCAAAGGUGGCCUCACAAUUUUUCCCAGAACUGGUAUUCCUACCAACACCACACUAUUAUCCAUCCAAAACACUCACCUCAGCAGCAUCACUGCCGGCGAUCUCGGCGCUGUGCCGUUCCUAAACAAGCUGCAGCUCUAUCACACCAAUCUGGCAAACAUUUCCUCAGAUCUAUUGGUCUCCAUAUCCCACUUGGACACGUUGGAUCUCACAGGGAACAAGCUCGUUAAAUUGCCUGCGAAUGUGUUCAGUAACAGCUCGCUUCGCAACCUGGUGGUAAAAAAUAACCAGCUGCUGGAAGCCGACCCAGCAUGGUUUUCUGGCAACAGCAGCCUUCUCUAUCUGGAUUUGUCCGGUAACCAUCUGACCAGCAUCUCAGCCGCUCUGCUUCACAAACUCCCCCUUCUGCAGACCCUGGAUCUGGACGGUAACAGUCUUCAAGAGUUACACGCCGAUGUGUUCAGGAACCUGCAUCACCUGGAGACGUUAAAUCUGGCUGGGAACAAAUUAAGAACCCUAAAACCGCAAUUAUUUUCUCAUAAUUUAAAUCUAAAAUACCUGUACCUGCAGGAGAAUCAGCUUCAGGAUCUACCAGGGAACCUCCUACACAGACUUCAAAACCUUGAGCUUCUGCUGCUGAAUCAGAAUCGGCUUCGCCACCUUCCCACAGGCCUGCUGGAUGGGGUUAAUCCCUCUGUGCAGAUAAUCCUGACAGGGAACCCCUGGGAGUGUGAUGGGAAGAUGGAGUACUUGUGGAGGUGGCUCACCAACCAUCGGCAAAAUGUUCUCUUUGAGACAGAGGUGACGUGUGAUAACCCAAACACACUAAAAAAUCAGCAAAUUUCAUCUCUAACUCACAGCCAGCUUGGUGUAAGAUUACAAUGAAUGGUGCAGUGAGAAAAUGCAGAAACGUAAAUAUUUUACUUUUGUUCCCGUUUUGGUUGCAUGUCAAGUAAACAAAUAAUGAUAAACAUUGCGGUGUUCUCCUGCGGUGUUUUCUUAAUUUCUAAUAUUUUCAAAUUCUCUAAAGUCCUUGAAGUGCAUGCCAUGAAUCAAUUUACAAUGCUUUUUCAAACAGACUGUUUCACGUUUUGUUAUGCUACAACCAAAACCGUCAGUGUAUUUUAUUUGUCUACUGGAUUCCAUGCAGUAGACAAAAGUGCUAAUCGUCAUUGUGUAGUGAAGGUCGUCUCCCCUGAGUCUGUAGAAAGAUUUUCCACCGGAGUUGCUGCCACAAGUCUUUGGUGAUGUGUCUCGAUCAGAGUUGCAUGUCUAGAGACUAAAGUGGUUCCACAUCCUUUGCAAAACUGUUCAGUCCUAGUUUGACUAGAAACCGUGUCUGUGAACAAUUUUCAAGUGUCGGCACAAAUGAUCAAUUAAAUAUCUGAUAAUAUUUUUCAAAAUAUAUAAGUCCUUGAGGCUUACAUAAAACUAAACUAUGCAAGGUCAUUGACUUUUACUUCAAAAGGGAAUUAGUCACACUGAACUUCAUUGAGUGCUUCCAUUGUAAAAAUGAAAAUCUUUCUACUUUUUUUCAAUUUUAAUAGCAAAUAUUUUCAGAAAUCACAUAUCUGUUGCCUUCCAUUUACAGAAUUGAUCUGGUUGUAAAACAAAGUACAAAAAUUUUCCAUUUAUUCUAUGCCUGCUAAAAUAAUUGCAGUGUUCAAACACAGGAACUAAAAAUACUGGACAGAAACAGACAGCUGCAGUCAAAUCCCACGUUUUUAUGGGUGAAGAAUUGUGUGAAAUUGAAGGAUUUUCUCUUGUAAGAUUCAUGCAGAGCAGCCUUGCAACAAAUCUGUCUCAAUCGGCUGCAUCACAGAUUGCUACAUUGUUUCAGUGAUGCCCUUUUGUUUGUAAUGAUGUUCAGUGCGUGGGCAUGGGUGUGUGGGCAAUAAAAAUGGCUGAGUCUUGAAACUGA
This is a messenger RNA of Poeciliopsis prolifica (blackstripe livebearer), 4481 nucleotides long. Its product is annotated as leucine-rich alpha-2-glycoprotein. The record is from RefSeq and is a predicted model, not a curated record. Gene Ontology annotation, cellular component: extracellular matrix. Gene Ontology annotation, molecular function: protein binding. The transcript has 3 exons. Lineage: Eukaryota; Metazoa; Chordata; Actinopteri; Cyprinodontiformes; Poeciliidae. The coding region runs from base 1427 to 3445 and encodes 672 amino acids.